AUGUCUGGGUUGGGCAUAAAUACAGUUACAAAAAUGAAUGAAAGUUAAUGCAAAGUCCUCAGUUUGAUGAAAGAACAAGGAUGUGUGGGUGUAGGGGGUAAUGAUAUAGUUUUAUUUAUCAGAGAAGCCUCUCUAUGUGCAUCCUUUUUUAUUUGAAAGUUAGAAUAGACCAAUUAAUUUCAAUGCUAUUGUUUUAAAUGUCUUMUGUUCCUUGUUAUUUUCUUCCUCAGGUAAACACUUUUCAGAAAGAAAAAAAAAAGUCUAAUUUGUGCAUUUACUUUCUCACGGUGCCAAGAACAGCUGCAGCGCUGAGGAAACUAAAUGUCGCCGACUGACUCCGUCACAGAAAAUGUUUUUGUACUUCGGUCUAAUCUUGAUUUGGUUUCUGUUCAGUCAAAAACUACAAAGAGUCGCUGAUGAGCAGGGGUUGUGUUCAGGCAGCGUAAAUUUCUAUUUUUAAUCAUUUCUGGGUUUUUUUUUCUGAUGAUAUUAAGAGGCUUUUUUAAUGUUAUAAAUGAGGGCAUUCUCACACAGAGGGGAGGUCAGAGGUCAGCWACAGCCUGCUGCUGGCAGGAGGCUCUGAGGUCACAUGACACGUAUAAAAAGUGUUCGAUUUGUGCAGAAACAACUAAUAACUCAUCCUCCUCCCUCUGCAGCUGCUCCACUUCCUACCCCAUCCUCUCCAGCCCACACGUGCGGCUGCGUGCGCGYGUGUGUGUGUGUCAGUACCGUGGUGUUGCAGUUCGAUGCCUCGAACCCAGAGGCAGGAGGGAGCGAGGUGCAGAUCUGGUUGGGCUCCACUUCAAAAAGCCAGCGCAGACCACGACCUCGCUGCUGGAGGGCUUCUGCAAACGCUCCGCUGCAAUGAUCCGAUUGGACGGAGCAGCAGCAGCAGGCUCCAGCUGGGGCGUGGUUUCAGGUCUGGCUGCAGUGCCUCCUGACAGAUCCCACUCAACGCCACGCAGACGGGUUCACCUGCUUCUUGUUCUCCGGGAGAUUUCAAAUGGACCCCAAAUGGAUUCAGGUUCUAGUGAUGCUGCUGUUUAGUCAAAAAAUCAACUCAGCUUCAGCUCAUGUUGCUAAAGCAAAGGAGGGGAAAGAUGUUUCGAUCCAGUGUACGCCUAAAAAGGACGGGGCAAGCAUGGUGAUCUGGUUUCGAGUCUUGGACAAGUCUGGCAUGGAGUUCAUUGCAUCAGUCGCCCUCAGCGGACAGCUAAAGAAAUCUGCACAUUACUUUGAUCAAAUCUUCAGACUGACAGAGUCUCACACCCUCACUCUGAAGUCCUUCAAAAGAGAGGACAGUGGGAUCUACAGCUGUGCCUGUCUGGUCGGUGGAAACAGACUCGAAUUUGGAGCAGUAACCAAACUGGAACUUGAAGAAGAAAUUAAAAAGGCAACCGAAGCUCCAGCACCGCAGCUCACYGCCCAGAUGACAACAACAAAUAAAUGUGACUGUAAAGACAAAGACCAGACAGGUAACGUCCCCACGUUCUGUACCAUCCAGAGACCUGUGAGAGGACAAACAGAGGUAAACAAGUGUUUGUUUGUUUGUCAGAUUCAUCCAUGUUUUGUGCCCCGAUCAUCCUGGGCCCCCUGGCUGGAGGCUGUGGCCUUCUUCUCCUGCUCCUCUUCAUCACCACUAUAUACUGCAACAGUGAGUUGAUUUAAUACAGAGCUCACCUGAAACCAUCAUGUUCAUCUAAACGAUUACAAUCAUUAAUUAAMCUUAGAUUUCCUCCGCAAAGCUGUGCUUUUAAUUAUUUUACGUCUUUGCCCAAAUGCAAAUAUUCUCCAACUUUAAUGUUGUUUUUCUUUUUAGAAAUGAGGACUCGAAGGUGCCCA
Austrofundulus limnaeus is the source of this 1842-nucleotide messenger RNA. It is a transcript of the gene cd8a, whose product is annotated as CD8a molecule. Bases 1004 to 1663 code for a protein of 219 amino acids. NCBI's taxonomy places the organism in Eukaryota, Metazoa, Chordata, Actinopteri, Cyprinodontiformes, Rivulidae. The transcript has 3 exons. The record is from RefSeq and is a predicted model, not a curated record.